AUGACAACAGUGAAGACGACGACAGCGGAGACAUCUCCAAAGAAAUGCCCUAGAGCCCUUGGGCCGUCACGCUUCAGGAAUGUGCGUGAGGUACUAGGAGACCUGGAGAUGGGGGGUGUCCUGCUGGCCAUAGCUACUUUUGAUCUCCUGGCUUCUACCCCCAACCCUGCUGGCAGGGCAUUGUGCAGCACCCUUUCCAGCCCACCUGGGUGCAGGAGAUCGAGGAAGAGAGCAUCUGCCAUCCAGCUCCAUCCCAUCUAGAGCAAUUCCAGGAUGGAGCGGCUGAAGUGGAUGCUGAGGAGGAAGCCUGGGCAGGUGGCUCUGGAGCCAGUAGGGAGCAGCGUCUGUCUUGCCCAGGAGGAGAGUGGCCCCUCUGUCCCCGCGGGCGGGGAAGAGGCCGGUGGGCAGGCAAAGCGGAGGAGCUCCCUGACCUUCUGGAGGAAGAGAAAACCACCAGCUCCCUUAGCAGGCCCUGAGGCACCUUCUGGUCCCAAAUGGAGGUGGCCCCGGGUGAUGCUAUGUAGGGAUCCAGGAGAGGGCGGGAGCCAGGCAAGGUGGCUCUGCGGCUUCCUUUCCAGGAAGCAGAGGAGGCAGGAGCCCAGCCCCAGGGCCCAGCAGGAGCCAUCCACCAGCCUGGCCACCGAGGAGCCUCCAGCCAGCCCAGAGCAGGAGCUGGGCGGCUCCGGCAUGGGGACCAGCAGGUUCGCCUACUCCCGAGGGGCCAGCAGCUCCUCUGUGGGGUCUGACAGCCCUGAGGCUGAAGGCUCCCUCUGUGCAGAGACCCCCAGUGCCCAGCAGCAGUGGGCUGAGGAGGAGGAAGAAGAGUGGGUUGAGGAGGAGGAUGUGUCCCCUGAACAAGACACCAUCAGGGUCAUCCAGCAGCACCUCCAGGGCAGAGCUGAGUUGGUGGAGGACAGGGCCCAACAGCUCAGCUUCCGCCAUGCUGUCCCACGUCUGUGCUUCUUGGCACAGCAGCCGGGGCUGGACACUCUGGAGCCCCAGGUCUCCAAAGCAGCCCUCGUGGAGAGCAUUGCAGAAACAGAAGAGACCUCCCUUGACAAUCCAAGUAAUUGCUUGUGAAGGAAAAGGCUUCUUUCCAGCAGAGCAUUGGAGAGAAUCAAAUCCUCAGUCUGGAGUUGAUCAAAAGGCUAUUGGCAUUGGCAAGGAGGUUGCUCCGGCUGCAAUUUGCUGUGACAGGAGACCCUGUGUCGUGCGCCCAUGCAAUUCGCUGGGGAUAUCUAUGCACAGAGCCCCUUCUAGAGGGUUCUCUGCAGGGCUUGCAGGAAAUGGAGAAUUACUGUCC
This is a messenger RNA of Mauremys mutica (yellowpond turtle), 1303 nucleotides long. RefSeq lists its product as uncharacterized. The transcript is spliced from 6 exons. The record is from RefSeq and is a predicted model, not a curated record. Lineage: Eukaryota; Metazoa; Chordata; Testudines; Geoemydidae. Bases 274 to 1080 code for a protein of 268 amino acids.